AUGGCGACUAAAAAAGUUUAUGUUCUUCCCCUGACCCAGACCCAGUACAUGCUCUCGAUUAGCCGCGCUUCUGCCCUAGGAGCAUCGAUACUUACGAUGGCCAUCUGCUUUGAGCUGGCAUACGUUCUCUUCUCGACGUCCGUCAUUCGUCGCUCGCCCCUCUUCAUCGUCAACCAAGUCUCAUUUGUACUAUGCGCCACUUACGCCGUCUUUGCCCAGCGCAGGGCCAUCGUCGAGAUCCAUCAGCACUUUGACCAUACAAAGUCUGCAGACCUUAAUUACGUCGUCAACAUCCUCCUCACUGACUUUUUCUCGAUUCUCGCGCCCGUCGUUGCCGACUCUACGCUUCUCUUCAAGCUCAACACCUUUUACCCCUCUUGGCACGCUUCUGUGCUAAAGCGUCUGGCAAUCCUGGGUGUAAUCGCCACCUUGCUCGCCGGCAGACUCUUCUGCUCCUUCAUGAUGCUUUUUUUGGAUUACUUUGACGUCGUGGUGCCGGUCGCAAAGGGUCGUGAAGAGAAAGGCAAGACAAUUUUUAGGCACACCACCGCCAUCCGCUUCGCCGACUCGCUCAUGCAGCUUGCCACUUCUACCUUUGGUUGUUGUCUGCUCUUGUACCGAGCCUACCAUUACAGGAGGCAGAUGCAAGCUUCGUCCACCGUUGUCCAACGAAGGCUGCGCUUUUUUGUCGAAUCGACAACGAUGACGUUCCUUCCCCCCGUCUGCAUCCAGAUCGUUCUCGUCGUCGGCAUGUUCAUCAACAACAUUCCAGGCCGGACGGCCUACGGCUGGGGAAUCGCGCUCAAUGUUCUGUUCUCCUACGCUUUCUCCAUCCUCGCCACAUCCUGGUCCACUAUUCGUGAGGCACCUUUCAAGGCCUCGAGCAAUCGCCCGCGCGACCAUAGCACGGCCUCUUCGGUGUCUGAAGUGGUGCCUAACCAAGGCCAUCCCCAGCAACACCAUCACCAGACGCAACAACAGCAUUCGCAAAAUGACAGGACGAAGAUCUCGCCAAUCAACCAGACGAUUAUCGGAUCCAUCAUGAGCGCAGUGGCCGCCCCUGCCCAGGAAGCCUACGAUGACCACGACCAGAUGGAGGUUCUUGUGUCGCUUCCGCACGUUGGAAGCACCGACAUUGGCGCCCUCGAGAACCAGAGGCACAAGCACCCCUCCUCCUCUUGA
Acaromyces ingoldii is the source of this 1182-nucleotide messenger RNA. RefSeq lists its product as hypothetical. The record is from RefSeq and is a predicted model, not a curated record. The transcript is spliced from 2 exons. Lineage: Eukaryota; Fungi; Basidiomycota; Exobasidiomycetes; Exobasidiales; Cryptobasidiaceae. The coding region runs from base 1 to 1182 and encodes 393 amino acids.